Cucurbita maxima (winter squash) is the source of this 2009-nucleotide messenger RNA. RefSeq names its product gamma aminobutyrate transaminase 1, mitochondrial-like. Gene Ontology annotation, molecular function: pyridoxal phosphate binding; S-adenosyl-L-methionine:8-amino-7-oxononanoate transaminase activity. The transcript is spliced from 19 exons. The record is from RefSeq and is a predicted model, not a curated record. Gene Ontology annotation, biological process: biotin biosynthetic process. Bases 185 to 1708 code for a protein of 507 amino acids. Lineage: Eukaryota; Viridiplantae; Streptophyta; Magnoliopsida; Cucurbitales; Cucurbitaceae.
GUCAACUAUGAAUCAUUAAGAUUCCUGUGUACGUUUCUGAAGCGAAGUUUCGACGCAUGGAACACGAUCCCACACCCACGGAUCGAUUACCAGUCCAUUAGCUCCCAAUUUUCUAUAAUUGGAGCGCCACACACCCAUUUGAGCUCCAUUUUUCUCGCUUGCGUUUGUAGGAGACCAAGCGACAAUGGCCUUCAAUCAUCUCCUUCGUUCUACUCUUAGGUCUCAGUUUGGUAGCUUUACAAAAGCCGUCACUGCUUCUAGUAGAGCUUCACAGGAACAUGGCAUCCUAGCUCCCUGUCUGUCCCGCUUCUACGGUACAGGGGCUUCAGUUCAAAAAGAUGAUCCAGGGUUUAAGGGGCAUGAUAUGCUUGCACCUUUCACUGCAGGAUGGCAGACCACUGAUGUUCAUCCACUAAUCAUAGAGAAAUCCGAGGGCUCAUAUGUAUAUGACAUUGAUGGAAAGAAGUACCUUGACUCUCUUGCCGGUCUAUGGUGCACAUCCUUAGGGGGAAACGAACCACGACUUGUGGCAGCUGCUACUGCACAAUUGAAUACCUUGCCAUUUUACCACUCCUUUUGGAAUCGUACAACGAGGCCUUCUUUGGAUCUAGCAAAGGAACUCCUUGAAAUGUUUACUGCUAGGAAAAUGGGGAAAGUAUUUUUUGUUAACAGUGGUUCAGAGGCCAAUGAUACUCAGGUCAAGCUGGUAUGGUACUAUAACAAUGCACUUGGAAGACCGAAUAAGAAAAAGUUCAUUGCUCGCUCAAAAGCGUACCAUGGCUCAACAUUAAUAUCAGCCAGUCUUACUGGCCUUCCGGCUUUGCACCAAAAGUUUGACAUUCCAGCUCCAUUUGUUCUGCACACUGAUUGUCCACAUUACUGGCGUUACCAUCUUCCAGGUGAGACAGAGGAAGAGUUCUCAACCAGAUUAGCCAAAAACUUAGAAGACCUUAUACUCAAGGAGGGACCAGAGACGAUUGCUGCGUUCAUCGCUGAACCUGUCAUGGGAGCUGGUGGUGUGAUUCCUCCACCUGCUACUUAUUUUGAAAAGAUCCAAGCUGUGGUCAAGAAGUAUGAUGUACUUUUUAUUGCUGAUGAGGUAAUCUGUGCCUUUGGAAGACUAGGGACAAUGUUUGGAUGCGACAAGUACAAUAUUAAACCAGACCUUGUAUCUCUUGCAAAGGCGCUUUCAUCGGGAUACAUGCCGAUUGGAGCUGUUAUCGUGAGCCCUGAAAUCUCUGAUGUGGUUCACUCUCAAAGCAACAAGCUUGGUUCCUUUGCUCAUGGAUUUACAUAUUCUGGACACCCGGUUUCAUGUGCUGUUGCAAUUGAAACACUCAAGAUCUACAAGGAAAGGAAUAUUGUGGAUAAAGUAAAUAGCAUUUCCUCAAGGUUUCAAGAUGGCCUUAAAGCUUUCUCUGACAGCCCUAUCGUUGGAGAGAUACGAGGGACUGGCUUAAUCUUGGGCACAGAGUUUGUAGACAAUAAAUCACCAAAUGAUCCCUUCCCUCCUGAAUGGGGAGUCGGUGCAUACUUUGGAGCCGAAUGUCAGAAAAAUGGUAUGCUUGUACGUGUUGCAGGGGAUACUAUAAUGAUGUCUCCACCAUUUAUCAUCUCUCCUCAAGAAGUGGAUGAGUUAAUAAGCAUCUAUGGGAAUGCACUAAAGGCUACUGAAGAGAGAGUGAAGGAGCUGAAGGCUCAGAGGUAGCUGCUGCAAAUAAUUACAGCGAACGGGCUGAAGAAACCAGAUCCUGGUCUUGCUUGUUCGAAAGGAACAAAGAAACCCUUGUCCGUGAUGGUCAAAUGCUUUGAUGGUGGUGAAAGGUUGAUCGGCUUGUGUCUUGUACAGAAUACAUGAAUGAUAGUCUGUAAUCUUGUCCCACACCAAUUUGUAAGUUAAAAUAAAGCCCUGGAUGCUGUUGAGAAAUGUCACUCAACUACUAGAUUCUUAAGAUUGUCUCUGAAUGAAAACAAGUUCAUAUGGGUUUCAAAGUUAAAUUUGCUCUUUC